AUGCUGCCGCCCGUCGAACAGUCGAUCCUCGACAACAAUCCCGACUUUGCAUCCCUCCACCACACUCUCACAACUGUCAUCCUCAACCCAGACGGUUCGACCAAGAACGAUAUCCUCCGCAAAGAGCGCGAAUCCGUCCAUAACGACCUCCGCGCCCACCGCAAAACCCACGCAAAGCACCACCUCCUAACCCACGCCCUCGCAACAGCAACACCACCCCCAGCCCCAGCACCAAAAGGCACAAUCGGCAAGCCCCGCCCCGCCGCCCAGCCGCCGUCCCUACCGCCGUCCCUCCUCGACCUCCUCAUCCUGCUGCCCGCGUUCCUCGACCCGUCAGCCCCGCCCCUGACGCCCGCCGAAGCAGACACCCUCCUCGCCCACCCGCCCCUCUCCGACCUCCCGACCCUCCUGCCCGCGCUGGGCCCCCUCGUCAGCACAGCCCUGCAGACCGUAUCAACGAUCUCGUGCGCUUUCUAUAACUAG
This is a messenger RNA of Verticillium dahliae VdLs.17, 483 nucleotides long. RefSeq lists its product as uncharacterized. The coding region runs from base 1 to 483 and encodes 160 amino acids. The transcript is spliced from 2 exons. The record is from RefSeq and is a predicted model, not a curated record. Lineage: Eukaryota; Fungi; Ascomycota; Sordariomycetes; Glomerellales; Plectosphaerellaceae.